Zootoca vivipara (common lizard) is the source of this 4791-nucleotide messenger RNA. RefSeq names its product profilin 2 (gene PFN2). Lineage: Eukaryota; Metazoa; Chordata; Lepidosauria; Squamata; Lacertidae. Gene Ontology annotation, molecular function: actin binding. Gene Ontology annotation, cellular component: cytoplasm. The record is from RefSeq and is a predicted model, not a curated record. Gene Ontology annotation, biological process: actin cytoskeleton organization; positive regulation of actin filament bundle assembly; regulation of actin filament polymerization.
AGAGUCUCGUCCGCUGCGGGGCUGCUCUCCCUCUGCCUUUUCUCUCUCUCUCUCUCCGUCUCUCCGUGUGUCUCUUUCCCCCGCUUCCUCUCGUCCUCGCCUUCUUUCCCUCCUGCCCGCCUCGAGUCCCGGCUUCCUCUCGCUUCCCCCCUCCCUUUCCUUUCCUUCCUUCUUCCCUCCUUCCCCGCCAACCCCCCAUCCGCCAGGCGCGAGCCGAAGAUGGCAGGCUGGCAGAGCUACGUGGAUAACCUGAUGUGCGAUGGCUGCUGCCAGGAGGCCGCCAUUGUCGGCUACUGUGACGCCAAGUACGUCUGGGCAGCGACGGCCGGGGGCAUUUUUCAGAGCAUUACGCCUGUAGAAAUAGAUAUGAUUGUAGGAAAAGACCGCGAGGGUUUCUUCACCAACGGUCUAACUCUGGGUGCAAAGAAGUGCUCUGUGAUCAGAGAUAGCCUCUAUGUGGAUGGUGACUGUACAAUGGACAUCAGGACAAAGAGCCAAGGUGGCGAGCCAACAUAUAAUGUUGCUGUAGGCAGAGCUGGUCGAGUCUUGGUCUUUGUAAUGGGCAAAGAAGGGGUCCAUGGAGGCGGAUUGAAUAAGAAGGCAUACUCAAUGGCAAAAUACUUGAGAGACUCUGGGUUCUAGUUGCUAGGCAGACUGUUAAGUAUUAGGGGAAAUUGCUAUUAAACUUUCCUGGCCUCAAGCUACAUUGUGGAAACUUUAUUAGCAAUGCAGGGUGAUGGGGUAUGAACCUGUGUCUCCUUUGUAUCCCUCUAUUGGUGGGGAAAGGUGUUAUUCUUUCUUUAAUUCUGUUCAUCCUUGUUUCCUUGUGUACUCCAGCAUUGGUUAUGGCCAUGGGAAAGGGAAGGUGUCCAUGGAGGGACACUCAACAAGAAAGCUUAUGAACUGGCUUUAUACCUGAGGAGGCCUGAUGUCUAAGCAGCCUCUCCCCAUCCACAUAGCAACUGUUUUCAUCACCACCUCUUGUGUUAAAAGUACUACCAGCCUAUAGAUGGCGGUUUUAUUUACACAUUUCCCUAUUGUCAUGGCUCCAGUUACCCUUUUUUGUUUGUAUGUUAAUCACUGUUGUACCCAUGUUCUGUAUCUGGCACCAUCUAUUGCAACACAAAAGAUGAUAUGCAUGAUACGUUGAAGCCUUGGGAGGGAAUCAUGCCAAGUCCAGGCGUUACUUUUCUUAGCAAUUAGUGUGACAUUGAGAGCUAAACCAAUUUAAAUUAAACUAAAUAAGGUGCCGAUUGUACAAUCCAGAUUGAUCAAUGCCUCCUCAGCACUUUGAGCAUUUACACAGCUCAUUAGUCUUCCUUUUGUAGAGCAUGGUUGGGAGGGAAAAAGUGCAUGCAUAUCUCUACUUUCCUCCCCCUUGUCCUUACCUUUAAUUCACUCUUCUUUUUUGUUUGCUUCCAUCUCUAUCUAUCUAUCUAUAUAUACAUUUUUAAAUACAGUGCCUGGUUUGUUUAACCAAUUUGCUGCUUGAAAGCUGUCACAAGUGUUGCUUUAGUUUUGUUGUUGCUCUUCUGUGUAGACUUGCAAAACUCUUCAUGGUGUCUGAAGUGCAUCCUGCUUUUAAAAGGGUAACUGCAAAACUAUGAAAAGGUGCCGAUGCUCUUCUCCCCCUCCCCUUCACCACCAUCCCCAUCUUGAAUGAAUCCCCAGGGACAUUCCAUCACCGCAAUAGCUCAGGCACGUAAUUUUGUUUUUGUUUUUGCCAGCUCCUGUUCUGUAGUUGAAAUGUAAAAAGGCUGCCAUCAUGGACUUUAGAUAUCCCAGUGUAACCAUCUGGAGUGUGUCCGGUUUCAUUUUUUCAUAGGACCAAUUUGAUUUGCAGCUUGGGUUUUUAUAUGAAACUGCAUUGUCAUUGUCAACAAACUACCACCUUCAGCUAUACACCUAUAGCCUAGUCUGAGAUCAGUCUGUCAGAUCAUCAACUGAGAAAUAAGAUUUGCUGCUCUGAUAUCAGUGUAUGUUUUGAAGGUUGGUAGUUGUAAGAUAAAACGGUCCAAACGGAUACCAUUUCAAAUCUAAUCUUCAUUUGGCCUGAUAUACCCUUGCUGCAGAAAUUGUGGAGUGAACUGCCUUGUGCACUAGUCAUCCGAAACAUGUGUAACCAAAUUGUCAGUUUGAGCACAGUACUAACUUGUAUGUCCAUUUAAAAGAGAACUGCAGAACUCUGUAUACAAAAGAGAAAAUGGAGGAUGGUCUUGGUUGGAAUAACUGAGUUGGCUGUCUUGUGAUGAAUUUUUAAUGUAUUCUGUGCCAUACUAAUGUUUUAAAAAAUGAACUGUUGCUAUUGUGAGAUGGAUUUUAACUGACAAGAAAGAUUUCUUCUGAAUGGCACUACUUUAGGGACACUAGUAUUUGCUUCUAUUGUUCGGGCCUUUGUGGAUAAUGUACAGACUUAAAACAAAUUCUUGUUGCUGAUUUGUCCAUUUAUUUCCCUGCACUUUGUUACAUCUGGGAUACAGUCUAACUCAUCUGAUUUAAUAUGCAUUUCAAAAAAUGCCAUAACUAUUAAACACCUUGUUUACAGACAGAUGAAAUAAAUUUAUUCCAACCAAAUAAAGUAUGAGUUAGUGUGUUAUGUGGUUCUGAUCUGCCCCCCCUGCCCCCACCCCUUAUGAAGGCAUGUCAUAUUGCAGUGCCCUUGUGACGACCUGACUGUGUUAAGGGUGGGUUUAAUGUUGUAUUACAUUUACGUGGGUCAUGUCUUUUAUUAAUAAAGAGCAGUCCAUUCAUUGUAAUUGAGUCACUCUGGUGUAAAAUUUGAGUAUAGUUCUUUAUGGAGCUGAACCUAUAAAGAUUACUGCUUGAACUAUAAAACUGUUGCACUAGCUUUUAGUAAUAAAAUGAGACAUUCCUAUACCAGUUAAGAUGCAUUUGUGGGAGUGGGGCACCCUGAGGCAAUACCUCUGGUACUAUACAAAAACUUGUCUUAAACAAGGUUAUUUUUAGAGACUGAGUAUAGCCUAGGAUGGUGUUGCUCUGCUGAAUUCUGCUUCUGUUACAAAUGAGAGAACUAUGGUCUUGCACCCCUCAAGCUAUUCCUUCUUAAAGGAUGUUCCAUUUUUAAAAAGUAAAAUUAUGUAGAUUUCCCCCUCCUUUCUCUUAUUGCUUCCCCCAAAUUGCUGAAGGCUACUAUAGAUAUAUUUCCACUGCGGCAAGCACUUAUGGUAUUUAGCCUGUAUGUCUCUUCAGUCUAAGUGGUUAUGAUAGCUGCAUGUGGAGAUCCUUUCCUCUUGUAGCCAGCAGCUCAUAGUUUGGAAGGGAGAAUUAAGAGUUGCACAUGGAAUCACCAUAUUGCAGUCCUAUAGGGAUAUGGCACUUAGAGAUUGUAAAUAAUGUUUGUUUCCAGAGCAGAAGAGUAUCUGGAGGUAACAUACCAUAGGCAAGUGCUAAAUUAUCAUUUGUGUUGUGUUACAACUUUUCUCUACCCCCAUCUUCCUACAUACUUUUCUCCAUGGUGAUUUGUCAUAUGCGUACCAAACAUAUGCGUACUGCCUAAGACUGCCAUUACAUAUCCUGAUCACAGCCUUUUGUGGCAUGGAAAAUCUGGAACCACUUCACAAUGCAUGUUACAGCUGGGUUAGGGAAAUUGCCACAGCUUAAAUAUUCUUGAAAUGGGCUUACGAAUCAGCUACGUGAUGUGCCCCCCCCUUUUAAAGGCUGCUGCCUGAUUAAGAACCUUAAUUGACAGUUGUGCAAAAUUUGCAUAUAAAAAUAGUUCUGAAGUGGAAAGCAUACUUUGUUUUUAGAUAUACACAUGUGCUGUGGUAAGCAUUAUCAUGAAAGUGGUAUUGCUUCCUGAGGGGGGGGGAUUUCUCAAUAUCAGGGAACCGUUUUAGCUAAUUACUCUUAAAUAUUGCAGUCCUAGUUUAAAAUCUUAGCUAAAGCUUUGUUUUAGAAAGUUCCUGGUGGUUUAUAUGAACUGUUUAAUCACAAAUGCUGUUUUUAUGAUAAGUUGAAAUAUGAGUGGUGGGAGGUGAGUCGGCAUGGGGAACAGCUGUAAUACUCCCCCCUUCCUCAAGGAUAUGCAUGAGCCCUUGCAAUCCUUGUUUGUAGUUUGCCUGUCUUUUCAAGAAAUGAGUGUUGAACUACUGUGUUGUUGUUGUUUUUUAAAAAUCCCUACUACCGUAGUAUGAAACUGCUUAACAGUCAGUUUAUAUAUGUAGAUCAUUGCAACUUUAUAUAAAUAGAAGCAGCAUUGAUGGGGUCUGAUUUUGUCUAACUGAUCAAAAUGAGUUGAUUCUUUUAAGCUGGGUGAAAGGUUGGUCUGGUGAAGAAUAGAAGUUUUAUACACACUUUUGUCUUUUAACUUCACUAUCUUUAUUCUCUUAAUAGCAUUCCCUUUAUUGGCAUUUUUAAAUAUUACUCACUCUUCCUUCAUAAAUAUAAAUAGAUGAUGACUUCAGUAGGUCUCAGAUGUUUUCUUUUGUGCAAAUGUUUCUCAGGGUAUUCAGUGAAGUAUAUAUGAACCAGGUAGUAGAGGCUUCAGCACUUUUGGAAGAAAGCAAUUUCUUUCAGUGUUUUACAUUAUAGUCAUACCUUGGAAGUCUAACGGAAUCCGUCCCGGAAGUCCAUUUGACUUCCAAAAUGUUCAGAAAGCAAGGUGCAGCUUCUGAUAGGUUGCAGGAAGCUCCUGCAGCCAAUUGGAAGCUGCGUCAGACAUUCGGGUUCCAAAGAAUGUUCGCAAACUGGAACACUCACUUCCGGGUUUCCGGCAUUUGGGAUCCAAUGCAUGACUGUACAAAUAUUCUUUAGCUAGUCUUCUCUCUCUCC